Drosophila willistoni is the source of this 426-nucleotide messenger RNA. RefSeq names its product neuropeptide-like 3. NCBI's taxonomy places the organism in Eukaryota, Metazoa, Arthropoda, Insecta, Diptera, Drosophilidae. The transcript has 2 exons. The record is from RefSeq and is a predicted model, not a curated record. Bases 1 to 348 code for a protein of 115 amino acids.
AUGUACAAGCUGGUGGUGUUUUUCGCUAUAUGUGCUAUUGUUGCCGCACGUCCAGGGUACCUUGAGGCUGGACCACUUCUUCAUAGCUAUGCUGCUCCUGCAACUAUUAUCCAUGAGCCAGCCCUGGCAAAAGUGGGUCACAUUGUGAAGACCAUUCCUAGUGCUGUAUCCCAUCAAAGUAUAAGCCAGGUGCACAGUUCGGCUCAUAUAAUUCAGCCAAUUGUGGCCCCUAUAUUGAAGACCACCUACACGGCUCCUAUUAUUAAAACCUAUGCAGCUCCAGCCUUGCACGCAACUUUGUUGACGCCCUCUUGGGCUAGUGGUCACGGGUGGGCUCCAUCUUGGUAGAUCUUUGUCGAUAAAACCACGAUGAUUAUGAUUCUGCUGGCCAUCACCAGAUUUGGUUUGCAGAAAAAAUUGUGUUUU